Molecule: messenger RNA, 624 nt
Organism: Camellia sinensis
Lineage: Eukaryota; Viridiplantae; Streptophyta; Magnoliopsida; Ericales; Theaceae
Source: RefSeq, a predicted model, not a curated record
GGAGAAGAAGAAGAGAGAAGAAGGGGGAAGGCAGACCCGAGCAAACCAGAGGGGGAGGAGCAGAACGAAGGCAGCUAGCCUUCACCUGAUGAAGCAACAACAGAACCAGAGCCACCUAAUGGCUCGGAACAGAGUAAGGAAUACCGGCGGCCAUGUAGGUCCGUUAUCGUCUGCUUGGCCGACUCUGCAACAGGCUCUGCAACAACAACCCAGUUCAGGUAUGAGAGCUGUUUUUCUUGGAAAUACUGGGUCCAAGCGAGAAUGUGCUCGAACAGGGGUGUUCUUGCCUCGUCCAAUCGGUAGCCCAACUGAGACCAGGAAGAAAUCAGGUUGUUCGACGGUAUUACUUCCAGACAGAGUGGUUCAGGCUCUGAACUUGAACUUAGACGCCAUGGAUUCUUCACCCCAGCUUCAGUCUUUUUCUUUCUUUUUUUUUUUAAAUUGAAAUUUCCCCCAAAAUAAUGUCGUUUUGGAGGUGCAACAGGGAUGCAUGCAGGAUUGUGCGAUCGAAGAUCCAGACUCAAAAAAAAAUUGAAAACAAAGGAAAAAGAAUAGAAGGAAAGAACAAGGAAAAGAAAGGAAAUAGUGAUGGUGAAGUGUGAGCACAUGGGCUUGUUUGGGGGA